AUCAGAGAGGUGGCAGCUGUGGGAGCUGAGCCUUCACUUCUUGCACUUACCAUACCCUGGUGUUGCCUGGGAAACCCUGCAAUGGAAGGAGGAUCUAGGUAUCCUGAUCCCAGCUCCGUGCUCACACUAUGUCACAAGCAUAGCCCAUGGUCCCCACAUUGGUACCUCUGUGGAUCCAUGUGGAAUCCUGUUAGGAGGCUGAGGGGCACGGAGAAGGGGCUCAGUUUCCCUACAUGGCAUUCCCUUUCCUCUUGAUUUGGGGAAUACCAAAGGCUAGGCACCUCCUGGGCUACUCUAACAGCUGGUGACAUAGGGACCCCAUGCCUGGGGUGGGGAACAGAAGACACAACAGACUGUGAUGAAAUAUGGACACACGUGCACGCACACACACACACACACACACACACACACACACACACACCUCAGAAACCCAGAUAAACAUGUGCGGCACAUGCAUGGGCCCAUGUGUGCAUUCACAGCCACACCCACCCUGGAUGGACAUGUGAGCAGGAGACAUCCUUGCAGGGGAAGGAGCAUGGGUUUUGAAAUAGACAAAAAGUCUAUUUCCUUGAAAAGUCUGUCUUCAAAAAGAACUCUAGUUUUUUUGGCUGUGACCUUGGUGUUUUAGGAACCUUGGCUAAAAGAUCGGGGUGGGGGGGUCCUCCAUUCUCAUUGCCAGGUCCCCCUAAUCUUUCAACAGGAGUGAAGAGAGAGUGUUGGGCUAAACUGAGAUGGCCUGCCCUGUGAGCUUAGCCCGCUUCUGCUGAGGCCCACCGGAGAGAGGUGGCCUCUUUCUCUCGCAGAGCCGUUUCAAAGCAGCAGGCACGCAAGGCUGCUCGUGACAGCACAGCGUGUGAACGUCACAGACCAGCUCGUGUGUUUGCACCUCCCCUCGUUAUGACCUGUACAAACCGUGUCCUCGCCUGAUGCAUCUCGCGUGUUGUGAGGAGUAAACAGAGUGACCUGUGGCCAGCACUUUGCACGUGGACAGCUUGGAACAAGCCCUUGGGAAGUGCUCACCGUCGCCCGGCCCGUGGCUGCUUGCGCCUGGGACCAUGUUUCCCCCAAGCCUGUUUAUCACGGCCAUUUGCCUCCAGAUGAGGGGGACGUUGCCACAUGUUAGCUAGGGCAGUUUACUGUCUAGGCUGUUUUCUAAUCUGUAAAAUUGGGAUAACGAUAGCACCUACUUCUCGGAGUUGCUUCAAGGACGGAUUACUUGUGCAAGAGAGUCGGGCCUGUCCCUCGGGACUGGAGCUGCCCACUGUGUUGCUGGAGAUGGAGCGGAGCCGGCGGGCCCAGGAACAGCUCCUGUGGGACUUGGAGCUGCUGACUGGGGCGGGGCUGGGCCUCUUCUGGCCCCCCCGGGCCCAGUUCUGCGGUCUGAGGGACCCGGCCCAGUGUGCAUGGAGCCAGCGCAGCAAGCCCCGUGGUAGGAUGGGUAGGGGCCCCGAGCAGCCGAACAGCUGGAGUUCCAGGCCAUGCCCAUUGCCUCAGGCUGGGGACUCCCUGAGCCAGAACCAUCAGCUUCCUGAGGGGGGGCUGGCGGUAGUCCCAUCAUCAGCCCUGGAUCUGGGUGAAGCUGGGAGUCACAGAGACCCAAGGCGGGCGAGCCCUGCUCUGCCUGCAGAGUCCACACCUGGCUGCCUACAAGAGCUGAACCCCACCACCAGCUUUGGGGACCCAGGAAGUUCUGAGUUCAAGAACCUGGCCCAGAGGGCAGAGAGGAGACAAGCAGGACCCACAACCCAGAGGCCCUGUCAACAGCCAUCCGUGAAUGUAGGCGGUCGCAAGCUCACUCAGGGAGCCCCAAGGCUCUGGGGCCUGCCCUCCCGGGGCUUGCCAGAACCCCAGGUUCCCCUGGAGGGGCUGGGCUGGAGCCUGGGCCGGGAGAGAGCAGAACUUCAGAAGCUGCUGAGGAUCGAGAUUCCUCAGAGGCAGAGAGAGGGGGACCCUCAGGAGCAGAAAGAAGAGAGCCCCCAGGGUCAGAGAGGGGAAGCCCCCCGGGGGGAGAGCAAAGAAGUUCCUUCCAGACACAGAGAGAAGACACACCAGGGUCAGAGUGCGGAGGCCACUCAGGCUCUGAGGGAGGAGGUCUCUGAGUAUCCCAGGUGUGAGGCUCCCCAGAGUGAGAGGAGAGAGUCUCCUCAAGGUCAAAGAGGAAAUAGCCCUAAGUGUCAGAGAACGGAGGCUCUCCAGGAGCCACAAGACCCGGAAAUGAAGACCCUUCAGACUUCCCCAGGCCCUAACCGGGAGGUGGCUGAGGGAGAGGUGCCUACACAACCCCCGGAGGAAGGCGGCUCCCUGGGAAUUUCUAGGGUUCUCUGUAGGUCCCUGGGAGAACAGAUGCCACAGCAAAGGGGUAGGGAGAGCCCUGGCUCCGGGGAAAGGGCCGCCCAGCGGCGAGAGUCAGCACCGGGCGCGGGAGAGCAGAGGGCCUCCGGGGAGCGGGUACGGACUCCCCUUCCACCCCCGAGGCCCCCGACCCGGCCGCUGCUCCCAAGCCCAGGGGCCGAGACGCUAGAGGCCCCAAGCCCUGGGAGCUCGGGGCAGCAGGAGCGCCCCGCAGCUCCCCGGGGGCACCCAGGGCUGGUGCCCGACCCGCACGGGCUUCAGGACCGGGAAGGAAGCCCAGGCCCGGCGGAGCAAGUGCCGGGCGCCGGCGGGGAGCCGAGGGGCGACGCGGAGGCCCCCGAGGCCUCGAAGGCCGCGUGGCCCUGGCCCCCGGGCAGGGAGAAGGCGUCGGCGGGUGUGAGCGCGGUGCAGCAGGAGACCGCUCUGCAGCGGCUGCUGGAGCUGCACCGCGCGGCCAGGCGCCGGCGGCGGCAGGAUCGCGAGCAGCAGCGGCUCCGGGUCUUGGAAUGCCUCCGCAUCGCCAGGAACCGCCACUGCCGGGUGCACCCUCUGGGGCCCCCACCCAGCCCAGCUCAGCUCCAGCCACAGGAACACCCAGAACUUCCAGCAGCUACUGUGGCCUCGCACUGAGGACCCUUUGCCAGGAGAGGAGCCCUCGCCCUUCGCAGCCCCAUCUAGUCAUUGCUGAAUCCUCAAAGGGAUGAUUAAAGAGAUGGGGAUUAAAGAAAAAGCAAGUGCAGGUUAGAGGGAGUUCCAAGAAAGGCCCCGAACGCUGCCUCGGGGCCUGGGAGGGCCAGAAACACACACACAGCAGCUCAGUCCCACUAGAAGGCGUGUUAUUUCGUCUUCCCUCCCCUAACUCCACUGCCCGGCCAAGGUCAGAGAGCCAGGUCCCGGGGGUCAAGCAGUGCGAAGGCCCCAUUCUUUCGGAAGAAUGAUUCGAUGCGGCACAUCUUACAGGAGACCAGUUCUUGCUUCACCGGGGGGCCUGGGAAAAAAUGUCAGAGGCCAGGAAUGAUGGGUCCUGGGAAAGGGAACUUGGCCAGAGCAUGGGGGCCCUGCCUUCCUAGCCCUAGGAAUCUGCCUGUAUUGUAUCCACUUUGUAUCCUUUGUGAAGGAAUGAAAAGUGCUUCUGAGGAA
Molecule: messenger RNA, 3492 nt
Organism: Herpailurus yagouaroundi (jaguarundi)
Lineage: Eukaryota; Metazoa; Chordata; Mammalia; Carnivora; Felidae
Product: collagen alpha-1(I) chain-like
Exons: 9
Coding region: 1117-2982 (621 amino acids)
Source: RefSeq, a predicted model, not a curated record